Manihot esculenta (cassava) is the source of this 992-nucleotide messenger RNA. RefSeq names its product CASP-like protein 4B1. Lineage: Eukaryota; Viridiplantae; Streptophyta; Magnoliopsida; Malpighiales; Euphorbiaceae. The transcript is spliced from 3 exons. The record is from RefSeq and is a predicted model, not a curated record. The coding region runs from base 212 to 820 and encodes 202 amino acids.
GAAAAUGGGAACGCCAGCAUAUUAUUAAACGGGAGCAAGCAACUGUAGAAGUUCGUUUCGUUGUUGGCCAAGGCUGAGUUGUCAAACUGAUGUCUUAAAAAAUUAAUUAAGAAAGCUCAUUUAUUGUCGUAAUCAAAUCAAAUACCUUGAAUUUCUUCACUUUGAUUUCUUGUUUAUCCAAUUUUGCCUCGUUGCUUGAUUUCUAAGAAAUAUGUCCAAUUCCGACGAUACAGCGCCCAAAACACAAUUCGAGUCGUCUCCGUCGGCACUUCCCCCACCGAUGGCUCCUGAGGUGGCCGGUGCCGACACCGAGGCAGGAACGGGAUUCGGGAUUGGGGCAAUCACUAGGCGAUGGAGAAGGGAAGCGAUUUUGCAGAGAGGAUCACUGGCUUUGAGAGGAUUGGGUCUGUUGUUCUCUUUGCUUGCUUUUCUUGUAAUGGCCAGCAACAAACACGGCGAUUGGAAGAAUUUUGACAGAUACGAAGAGUACAGGUAUUUAUUGGCAAUAGCAAUACUUUCGACUCUGUACACGGGUGGACAAGUGCUGCGACAUAUUCAUGAGCUUUCAACCGGAAAAUUUUUGCUUCAGCAACGGACUUCUGCUAUGGUAGACUUCUUUGGUGAUCAGACUAUCUCCUACUUGUUGAUAUCUGCGGCUUCUACAGCAGUUCCCUUGACGAACAGGAUGCGGGAAGGUGCAGAUAACAUAUUUACAGACGCUUCAGCAGCAGCCAUUAGUAUGGCAUUCUUUGCGUUCUUCGUACUGGCUUUAUCGUCUAUGGUUUCAGGAUACAAGUUAUCUACUCAAUCUUACAUAUAAUUUAGGCUUGUUUUUUGGCUUCUAUUCUUUAUUUGUUGAUUGCUUAUCAGCAAACUUCUAAAUUCAAUGAAAGUAAAUUCUACAUGUGUGUAUGUUGAAUACAUAGAGAGUGAUGUAAACAACAUACCCUUCUUUUAUUUGUAUUUAAUUAUUUUUUUGGGUAGUUUCCUUU